This is a messenger RNA of Symbiodinium necroappetens, 348 nucleotides long. NCBI's taxonomy places the organism in Eukaryota, Dinophyceae, Suessiales, Symbiodiniaceae. The record is from the annotation of a GenBank genome assembly.
AUGGCUGAUAUCCGGCUCCAGGCCGUGGUUGCAGAGCUGAGCGACUCGGAACCGUGCUUGGUUCUGGUGUCCCUAGAGGGGCUGCUGCCGGAUGCUGCCUCACCUGACUGGGCGAUGAUCGCCUGGACUCCUGCUGACGCGCCGGUGAAGCUUCGGAUGCUUUGCGCAUCGUCCCGCAGAACCCUUCGUGAGGAGUUUGCCGACUUCAGCUUCAGGGAGUACAACGCGACGGAGCGAUCAGAGGUCACGCUGGCACAGUAUGUCGAAAGCACGCGGGACCGGACGGAAGAUGAUCGUCAUGCGGCCAUGACGCGGGAUGAGAUCGACCAGGAAGAGGUGAGGAAGCAG